AUGGCUUGCUGGUCUGCCGAGAAUGCCACCAAUGCGUACCUCCAAACCAUGAAAAUGGGAAAGAGUGCAAAAGAGCCGAACGGCGCCGCAUUCAUCUCUGCCCUGGCAGCCGGUAACAAUGCCCGUUUCACGGUAGUCGCUUGUGGCGGCCCGGCAGACUCCACUGCCCUGGCCCUGGCGGCAGCCGCCCACCAAACCGGCGGGCGCAUUGUCUGCAUACUACCCGACCAUCAAAAUCUCCGAGCCUCACAGCUAGCUCUCGGCCCAAAUGCCGCCAACAUUGAGUUUGUACACGGGGAUGCAAAGGAGCUCUUAUCAAGCCAGUACAGAGACUCGGAUUUUGUGGCCGUCGAUUGCAAACUCGAGAGCCACGAGGCCAUCAUAAGUGCCCUUCAAGAAAAAAUCGAGCGCCAUCAUCACAAAAACUGCAUUGUGUUGGGGUACAAUGCAUUUUGCAAAGAGACGUGGAGGAACAGCGGCUUUAAGACUCAGCUUCUGCCGAUAGGGGAAGGCCUGCUGCUGACGAGAAGCAAGAGUAAUUGGGUGGUGAGAGUGGAUAAAUGCACGGGGGAGGAGCAUGUUUUCCGGGUGAGAUCGUCUAUGGGGAGGCUCAUUGGAGCUUGA
Striga hermonthica is the source of this 624-nucleotide messenger RNA. NCBI's taxonomy places the organism in Eukaryota, Viridiplantae, Streptophyta, Magnoliopsida, Lamiales, Orobanchaceae. The record is from the annotation of a GenBank genome assembly.